AUGACUCGCUUCCUCACCUCUACCCUCCUCUCCCUUUCCCUCUUCCUAGCAACCAUUCAUGUAGCCACCGCACGCCCCCCACUUGGCUUAUUGUACCCAGACUCACCCACAGCUGAAUGCUGCGACACAUCGAGCACCUGGUCUUCCUUCGAGGACAACUCACUAGGCCUAGGCACAACCUACUGGGCAUUCUCAUCAUGCGCACGUAUUCCAUUUCGCUGUUACCCACGCACACAUUACCUCACUUCCUAUCUCCCCUCACGCUGGUCGGCUAACAAACAGGAUGGAAUGUUAGAAGUUUGCUGUGGUCAAGGCACGGAAGGUCCUAGUAUUAGUGAAGGUGAUAACAGACAUAUCCCGUAUCCUGGGAAUUGGUGCGAGGCUUCGCUAGGAUAUGUCCUUUGCUGUGUGCCCGCCGUAGGAAAUGGCGAAUGCCGACUCAACGGCGCGCAAGCGCAUUACUUGCAGGUCAACAGCAUGGAUAUACCUCAUACUGUUGUCAAUCAGUGUUUGCAGCCGGGCGUAGCCGGGUGGAAGUAUUGUGUCAAGCCAGGUACAAGCUGGUAA
Molecule: messenger RNA, 567 nt
Organism: Bipolaris maydis ATCC 48331
Lineage: Eukaryota; Fungi; Ascomycota; Dothideomycetes; Pleosporales; Pleosporaceae
Source: RefSeq, a predicted model, not a curated record